This is a messenger RNA of Myxocyprinus asiaticus (Chinese sucker), 1326 nucleotides long. RefSeq names its product dentin sialophosphoprotein-like. NCBI's taxonomy places the organism in Eukaryota, Metazoa, Chordata, Actinopteri, Cypriniformes, Catostomidae. The transcript has 8 exons. Gene Ontology annotation, biological process: cell adhesion; ossification. The coding region runs from base 112 to 1047 and encodes 311 amino acids. The record is from RefSeq and is a predicted model, not a curated record.
AAAACAGCAAGAUCUCAAGAUCUAAUAAACGGGACCUCAGCCUAUCAUCUGCAUAGUACCUAAAAAAACUUCAGAUUCUCACAGAAAUAGACUUAGAAUAUUUUACACAAAAUGAAGGCUGUUAUCAUUUUGAUGCUGCUCAUUGUCACAGUCUACUGCCUACCGGUUAAGCGUUCAGCUAGCAGUUCCGAAAGCUCAGAAGAACGUGUGGUUGUUCAAACGCCAGCUCCUUUGCUAAGAAAAGCUGCUAUUGAACUGGUUGAAGCAGAACCUACACAGACAACAGAAUCUGAUGAGAGCACGGACAGUGCAGAUGACACUGAGGACACAGAUGAAGAAUCUGAAACAGAUGACAAGGACGAGGAGAACGAUACCAAUUCCAGUGAGAGUGAAUCUGGGGAAACACAGACCACAUCUAUCCCAUCAACAGUGGAGCCCACCCUGGACCCGAUUAUCAACACAGGCCGUGAAGACAGCUUGGGCUACCCAAGUGACUACAAGAAAUCCAUUGUCUAUGUGGAUGCAAAAGACAUUGAAAAAAUCCCUUCCCCAUACAAGUCGUACAGCAGUGACAAGCUGGGUGGUUUGACCAUCGUCAGUAAGAAGAUGUCUGCCUAUGAUGAUCAGAGGGUCAAUGAUGUGGAGAAGGAGAUUAAACUGUUCAAGGCUCUUCAGGUCCAUGAUGUUCUCCCAGAAGAGGAAGACACCAGCACCCCUGAGGUGGAAGAGGACAUGGAGCCAAGGGACCGCCAGACAGCUCUGGGGAGCCACGAGAUCACUCCUGCCGAGAACCAGGGCAGCGAAAUUGCCAAAGAAGGGUCUGACAGCGAGGGGGCCAGUGCUGGCGACUCUCCCAGUGCCAGUGCAAGCACCAGCCAGGAGGAGACAGAGGAAUCAGACGGCAGCGUGAGCAGUGAGGAGACCACCGCCACACCUGGAGCUGCAGACAGUGAAAACGACUCCUCACAGAGUACUGAGAGCCAGGAGAGCGAUUCAGAUGAGGACACCACCCAGACCACUGAGGUCACUGUUGUCAUAGCGAAGUAACCCAUCCGAGCACAAACCCUCAACAGGUUAAUUAUAUGGUGCUUGGUGACUCUCUCCACCUGGUAUUAGUGUGAGUUAGUUUAAUAUUAAGUCAAAUUGCAGAGCACAAAGAUACGGUUUACAAAAGCUCUCGAGCUUUGCUGCCUAAUCUGUUUAGAAGCAGUUUCAUCUUAACAGUCUUACUGUUCAUUGCACUAUUAUUUACAAUGUUAAUGUAAAUGUAAUUUUAUAUUUGAUAUGUUAUGAUUUAUCAUUUAUGAAUAAAGUUUGUUCUAUGUA